CAUCAGUGGAGUUCUUGGAAGAUCUUUAAGAAGAGAGGUUCUCAUUUUAGUCACCUUUGAAAUGAAUUGUGACAUGCAUAAAGGAAGAAGGGGUUGCAUUAUCUGGGGUCUUGUGCAAUUUCUAUAGAAAAUCCACAUGAAGUGAAGUUGCCCAAAACAUGAACGGUCACAGUCCAAAGAACGGGACAGCAUCAAUCCCAUGGAGAAGAAACAGUAGGAAACGAUCACUGCUUGACCACCUUCGAAGCUGUCAGAAAGCCUGGUGCCCUGCUGUACCCUGGGACCGUGCUCAGGCACAUUCCGCCCUCUCUGGGACGCCUGCUGGGAGUUUUGUGGUUGUGAGGGAUUGUGUGACAUCUCUGCCCAGUUUGCUGUGUGUAUCUGCGGGAAGAGAAAAUGAAGCAGUUCUUGAAUAUAAUAUCUCAUGUACAGCCACAGUUUUUCAGCUGUCGAAGUCUCGUCUUUCUUUCUCCGACUUGGCUCAGUUGGUGUUCUUCUAUUCUUUGACCAGAGAUGUGUUGGACCUCUGUCUAAGAAUUCCUCGUUGGAUGGACAAUGUAACCGAGAGCACUAAAGAUUAUCUUCCUCAGCUUGAACCUCAGACCUGGCUCAGCGCACCGCCUGAACAAAUGACUGAUGAAAAGUUUCACAUGGAGCCAAAUAUUGUUGUCUGUUCUAUACAGUUGACCUCGGCGAACGGGGCCUUGUGUGUCAUCAACCCGCUCUAUCUUCAUGAACACGGUGAUGACUGGCUUUCACAUCAGUCGACUGGUCUGCAGUCCACCACACAGAUGUCUAAUUUUAGACGAGAACGGCGUCUCAGUUCCACUCGAACAUGGGCUGGAGCGGGCCUGAUGAACAAACGAGCCAUUUCUUUGGACCAGGAACCUUUUCAGUCCAGCACUGAGUGCUCAGGAUUAAUCAGAGCCAAAUCAGAAGAGUCUCCCCCAUCAAUGUCAUCUAUCCAAGGAGGGGUUGUGCUACGGCGCUCUAGUCAAAGUUCAUCUAGCUCAUCUAGCCUGUCCACAAGGGGGAGCACAGGGAGCUUACCUCCUUUUACCGAGUUACAAAACCGUGGCUCUCUUCAGACCCCUCAUAGAGUGUCCUGGAUAGAGGAUGGAUUUUGGCAGCCUCCGGCCCAGAGGCCAUCAUCCCUACUUCAGCCUCCUUCACCUGAGCUCGACUCACUGUCAAUCAGCAGCAUUGAAGAAGACCAGGUAGAUCAACUACAAUGCUCCGUGGCGCACCACCCAUCGGCACAACGGUUGGCCGACAAAGUCUUAAAUCGCCUCUCAGCCGUGGGCCAGGCUCUCGGCAGCUUGGUGUCUCAGAAAAAAAGGCUGAUCAAUCGUGUGCUAGAUCUGAGCGAGAGGAAACGUAGCAUAUUUGGAGAUGCUGUUAGAGAAUUUGUGGCGGUGACGAUGCAGAGUGAUUGUUCAACGGGGUCAGAGUUCUUACAGGAAAUAAGGUCAUCGCUUACGUCACUGAGGGAGACACUGUUGGACUACUAUGAUAUCCAGGCAAUGCUGGACAGUAUGACUGACCUUUCUGACUCAGAGAUAGACUCUCUGGUAGAGAGAUCAGUGCAUAAGGUGGCCCUAAAACCUGUGUCGGCUCACAUAUACUCUUGCAUUCAUAUCUGGCGCACCAAUGAUGGCAGCCUACAAAGACUAAAAAACAACCAGCGUGUUCUGGAAGACAGCAGUGUGGAAGCAUUAGGAGGCGUAGCUGGAGUUGGAGUCCCUGACUUGGUCACCCUUGAACGGAUUCAGCAAAGGUGGAUGAGUAUGCAUAAGGCCUACUCCCCAAACAAGAAGGUCCAUAUCCUGCUCAAAAACUGCAAGAGCAUCUACCACAGUAUGAGUAACAAUGCUAGCUCAGAUGUAGUGUUUGGAGCUGAUGAUUUCCUGCCUUGCUUGACAUGGGUCAUUUUGCGUAGUGAACUGGUCACCUUGCAGCUAGACACUGACUACAUGAUGGAGCUGCUGGAUCCAACACAGCUGCAGGGAGAAGGUGGCUACUACCUCACAACCCUAUAUGCCGCUCUUUAUUACAUCACUAGCUUCCAGCCACGCUUGGCUGCACGUCAACUGAGUGUUGAAGCCCAACACUCUCUUAGCCAAUGGCAUCGCAGGCGGACCCUGCACAGCAACCAAUCUCGUCACAAUAUGCGCCGACGGACCAUUCGGAGACAGACGUGUCCUGAAAAGUCAGUGCAAGCAUGGGAGACAGAGUGUAGGGAUGGAGAAGAAAGUAUGAAAUACGAGCCACAGCUGGAGACAAAAAGCAGCACAGAGGCUGAAGGUGGACACACUGAGCUGCAGGAUUGAGAUGAGGACAUCUAUAGCUGCUACUAAAAUACAAAUGUAGCUUGUUCAGCUUGGUUGACGUCAUCCACUGAAAUGCAACACAUUAUGAAAUUACAAAUCUAGUGUAGGCUAUAUUACAAUCCAUCGAUACAAACUUAAUUUAUCUGUCAAACAGUGUUUCGAAAAAGUAUCUGAACCUUUUGGAAUUUCUCAUAUUUCAUAUUUCUCAUAUGAAAUGUGAUCUGAUCUUUGUCAAAAUCACACUGAUGAAAAUACAGUGUCUGCUUUAACUAAAACCACUCAAACAUUUAUAGUUUUUCAUAUUUUAAUGAGGAUAGCAUGCAAACAGAGAGAAUGGGGGGAUCGUUGAUUUAUGUAAAUACCUUCACCGUGAGGAGUUGAACCUGGUUCAUAUCAUAUUGGUCAUUUUGUAAAAUGUAAUGUGUUAAUAUGUGAUACAAAAGUACUCUCGAUUGAGUUCAACCGUGUCUCUCGGAGUUCUGUUGGGAGAGCUCAGGGAAUAUUGCGCUCUGUACACCCUGAUAGAAGCUGCCCUUUUUUCGAUUAUUCUGUUCCUAAUUCUUAUGGACAAAAUCGAGGCAUUUUGUGAGUACAGUUUGGUGGCCUCAGAACUCCAUCUUUGCAACUUGGGAUCUCCCUGGAAGAACUGGAUGAAAUAGCUGUGAAAAGGGAAGUUUAGGCUUCCCUGGAUGGAUGGACGGAUGGACCCAAGGCAAAAUUGAAUGCAUUUUUUUUCCCUUGGUCAUCUUUAAGAAAAGUCUUAAAUUUUCCGCUUUUUCUCCUUUUUCUCACAUUUUCUCACUCACUCACUCACUCACUCACUCACUCACUCACUCACUCACUCACUCACUCACUCACUCACUCAUUCACUAUCCAGCGUUGUGUGUGUCGCUCGCUGACUGUGCUGCCUCCACGGUUAACUGUUUCCUGGUUUUUCUGUCCUCUGCCUGUCUAAAAGUUUCCUGUAUUGUGCUGUUACUCAAUUUCUUGAUGUUGUCAAUGUAGGCCCUUCUUGGUCAUGCCGUUUUACGUCAACCCUCUACCUUUCAUUGGAGUAUGUCUCUCGUCAUGCUGCACUUUCUAUUCCGAAAAAGUGUUUCGGUAGAUAUUUUUUUUGUGUGUGUGUUGAAAAUAAAACCUAUUGAAACAAUAGCGCAUUUAACUUUGAGUAUAAAAUAUAUAUGUGGAAAAA
Molecule: messenger RNA, 3522 nt
Organism: Corythoichthys intestinalis (scribbled pipefish)
Lineage: Eukaryota; Metazoa; Chordata; Actinopteri; Syngnathiformes; Syngnathidae
Gene: rinl
Product: Ras and Rab interactor-like
Exons: 11
Coding region: 159-2330 (723 amino acids)
Biological process (GO): vesicle-mediated transport
Cellular component (GO): endocytic vesicle; cytosol
Molecular function (GO): small GTPase binding; guanyl-nucleotide exchange factor activity
Source: RefSeq, a predicted model, not a curated record